GACAGACCCACCACCCACCAUGAGCCAGAAGAGUGGGGGAGAGGCGGGACCUCCCCCCUCGGCAGCCUUGGCUUCAGGAAGUUCCCUCUGAGGCAGGGAGUGUCUGCAUAUAAAAUGGUCUGCAGUUCACUGCUCCAUAGGUCAGAGGCUUGUUUAUUCUGUCUCCAUGGUUACGCUCAGUCCCAACCAAAUCUUCCAAUUGGCAUGCGCAAAUUACUGUUUACUACUGAAUGCACAUUGCACAAACUGUUCUGUAACCCUGGCAAAUUAAAUUUGGUGCCACUUUACCAGCUUGCAAAUUUGGCCGUACAAGAAAGUUUGACCAGAUUUUGUUAUGUUUCUUUCUGGCAAUGUGUAUGUAACAAUUUGUAGCUUGCUUUUGUUUUUGUAAACAAAGCAUGUCAAUUUUGUCACAUUGAUUUUAAUUGAGAAUGAUUUUGUAGGAUUCAGAACAUUGUGGGACCUAAAGUACCCUUCUCAACUUUAACUUCAAGACAUUUGAUCAAUUCCUGACAGCUCUGGCAUGCACAGUGAGAGCAUAUGACCCACAACAGUCUGUUGAAAUAAUAGUUGGGAAGAGGGGAAAUCGAUACAAAUCAUGCACACAUUCAGCUGCUUGAAUCGGACUGCUCGCCUGCUCUGUGCUGAGCAUAUGUGCUAACUUAGUUAUUUGUAUAUACUACUACAGAUGUCAACUCUUCCACCUCCAGCCCUUCUGUCUCUUCAUCCUUGUCCAUGGGAGACCCAUCCACUGGCUCCUCUAACUCAUCCUCAGACCAUCUCAAGGCUCCCCAGCAUCUCCGCUCCACCGGAGGGGAUGGGGCUGGAGCUUCAGAGAUUCAAGGCAUGGAGGGUGCUGUAUCUGCCCCCAGCAGAGGCAACAGUGGGGCAAACACUGCAACAGGAGACGUAGGGCCAGGGCUCGGAGUCCAGCAGCCUCAGAACACCCCAUCAAAACGGAGGCCUGUGUUGAGCAUAUCCCCGCCACCCGAGGACCUAUUUGACGACAGCCAGAUGUCCAGCCAAGACGAGCCUGCCAUAUCUGGCCCCACAGGUCCAGACUCUGAGCAUAGCAGCAACAUGUGGGCGGAUGACUCCGUCUCCAACUUCAGCUUGAAUAGCUCCGUCUCCUACAACGACAACACAGAGGUGCCGCGCAAGUCUAGGAAACGCACCCCUCGCCAACGACCUGGGCCCAAGCCUGCUCCUCCAGAGGACAGCAUGGAUGUGUUUGGUGCGGACAGCGCCAAGGCCCCUCACUUUGUCCUCUCUCAGCUGGGCACAGACAAGAACAGUCCCAUAGUCAGCUCUCUUGAAUCAGGACCGGCGGGGAAGGGUGGCUCACUGUCUACUCAGUACCCCCCGAGGAGUGAUGUGAAAGAGCUAAAGAUCCUGGUGCAGCCGGAGACCCAGCACAGAGCGCGCUACUUGACCGAGGGCAGCAGAGGUUCUGUCAAAGACCGCACACAGCAGGGAUUCCCCACUGUCAAGUUGGAAGGUAUGAGUGAACCAGUUGUGCUGCAGGUGUUUGUAGCAAACGAUGCAGGCAAAGUGAAGCCUCACGGUUUCUACCAGGCAUGCAGAGUGACAGGCCGCAACACCACUGCCUGCAAGGAGGUCGACAUAGAGGGCACCACGGUCAUUGAGAUCCCGCUGGAGCCCAGCAAUGACAUGACACUUGCGGUGGACCGUGUAGGGAUUUUGAAGCUCCGUAAUGCAGAUGUGGAGGCCCGUAUUGGUGUGGCAGGGUCCAAGAAGAAGAGCACAAGGGCCAGACUGGCAUUCAGAGUCAAUAUCCCCCAACCUGAUGGAUCAGUACUGACUCUACAGGUUGCCUCAUCGCUCAUCCUCUGCACCCAGCCAGCAGGAGUUCCAGAGAUCCUGAAGAAAAGUCUUCACAGCUACUCAGUGAAAGGAGGAGAGGAAGUUUUCAUCAUCGGAAAGAACUUCCUCAAAGGAACCAAAGUUGUUUUUCAGGAGAACAUUGCAGAUGAUAAUUCCUGGCAGGCUGAGGCCAAGAUCGACAUGGACCUUUUCCAUCAGAACCAUUUGAUAGUGACAGUUCCGCCGUUCCACAACCAGUCAGUCACUUCUCCUGUUUCUGUGGGGAUCUUCGUGAUGACCAACGCUGGUAGAUCACAUGACGCCCAGCCCUUCACCUAUACUCCAGACUCAGCUGAUAAAUCAAAUGUCCAGACAGUAAAAACAGAGGGGCCCUCCAUGGUCAAGACGUGUAAAUUUGAUGGCCAGAUCAAAUCUUUAUCAUCUGAGCAAACUGACGGCUCUGCUGCUCCUUCUAAACGGCUAGAGGACACACCAAUGGAAGUGUCUAGUAAUCCACCGUGCACUAAUGUCUUUAAGUCAUCCCCUGAGCCCCAUGUCACGGUGCAGCAGACACUGGAGCUCAGCUCUAGUCCUCAUCCAGGUGGAGAGUCCUUUCAGAGCCCAAUGCCUCUCCAACCUGAAGAUGUGGAGCUUGCCCAGACACCCCCUGUGUUCCCUAGCCUAGAGUCUCUCAGCACCAUAGAAAAACAGGACAUUGCCCCCACCACCUCCUUUCCAGUGCCGGGCGAUACUACAAUCCCCCCUGUGACACCCGAAGUCCCCCAGCAAUUCCUGCGAGAUCCUCAGGACAGCUUACCUCCUGAGAGUUCCAAUAACAGUGGAGGGGUGGUCGUUGUGGCCAUGCCCCAGAUAUCAAGUCCUUCUCAGCCCCAACAGUCCCAGGUUCCCCUGUUCCCCCAAGAAGAGGUGGCCCAGCUGGAGAGGGCAGUGAGGGAGCUACAGGCUGGAGGUAGCACCACCUUCCAGCAGGUGUUGGAGGCGGCUGUAGCCCAGCAGCAGCUCAACUCUGUGCUGUACAGCCCCACCCCCUCUGCAGACUCCCUUCAGCAGCACGUCCAGGAGAACAUGAAUAGCCUUAGAUUGGGAACCACAGAUAAUUCACUGUCAACACAGCUACAGAUACAACAACAACAUCAGCUACAACAGCUACAGCAACAACAGCAGAUACAACAACAACAACAGAUACAACAACAGUUUCAACAGCAUCAACAACUGCAGCAACAGCAAAUCCUCGGUAACCUUCAGCAGCAACAGCAGCAACACAUACAGCAACAACAGCAGCAGCAGCAAGUUCUUGACAACAUGCAGAUCCAACAGCAACUUAUAUUACAGCCACAAGACCAGCAGCAGCAAAUCAUGGAGAAUAUUCAACAACAACAACAGUUGCAACAAAGUCAGACACAACAAGUCCUUAGCAACAUCCAACUUCAGGAUCAGCAACAACAAAAUCAAAUACUUAACAAUUUACAACAACAUCAGCUACAACAACAACAACAACAGCAGCAGCAGCAAAAUCAAGCGUUGAGCAACUUGCAACAACUACAAGAGCAGCAGGUGUUGGAGAACCUACAGCAGCACCUUCAGGCUGAGUUGCUUCAACCCCAAAUCCACUCCUCCCCCCAGGUCCAGCAGCCAGUGUCGCUGCUUCAACAGGCUGGAGAGCUGCUCACCAUUCAGACCAGCUUCCCGACACAGCCUCCAUCACACACCUCUCCCCCACAACAGCUCUUUCAUUCGCCCCGGCCCCUGGCCGAGGCCCAGGGCUCCCAGCAGCAGGUCCAGGCCGCUCUGCUCCAGAAUACGCUGACAGUUCUGACUAGUGGCAGCCUCAACCCGGAGCAGCAGCCUACCGGGUCGACCCUGUACCUGUCCCCAAACCCUCAGCCCCAACAACAGCAGCUGGCAUUCAUCUCCUCAAUGGAGACAUCCACCGGUCAGCCCCAGUCUGUUGCAAUGUUUCAGAACCAACCCCAAGCUCAACUUUCCCAAAUGCAGCAACAGAGCACCCCCAUGGAGCAGCAGCAGUCUCCGCAACAGAAUCAACAACAGCCACCCCAACUCGCAAUGGGCCAGCAGAGCUCCUUGUUCCAAUGUAUCCCAAACCACUCCCAGGCCAACCCCGUCCCUCAGGGCCAGCUUUCCCAACCCCAACAGACCGGUCUCCUCCUCUGCACCACCGAUCUUAAUCCCCAGGCUAUUCCCCCAACUAUUCUCUUCAGCACCCAGACCCAAGGCCCAUCACCUAUGGGGAGCAUCCGCGUUGGAAUCCAACAGGCAGACCCAGCAGAGCCCAUGUCCUUCCAAGACCAGAGCUCCUCAGGCAGCAACUCGACAUCCACUGAGAACCAACAGCAGAGUCUGUUCCAGGAGCAGCAGCCAAUGCAAGUGGGCCCAAGUUCCAUCAGCAUCCAGAGCACUCAACCCGUGGAGCUGUUCUUGCCACAGACGUCUCUGUCUAGCCUGCAGAGCACGAUUGGCUCCCAGGAGCUGAACAACCAGGCUCCGGUCCCUGGCACAACCAUCUUUGUGGUCCAGGGGGGUGUGGGUGUGGUAGCCAACCCUGGCCAGCAGCCCCCGGAGCAGCUUUUCCAGACAACUGUGGCUGGGAAUGUGGCUCCACAAGGGCAGGCCAAUCUAUUUGUGUUUGGCAUCCAGAAUGACUCACCCCAGCUGCUCGGUUCCUCUGGACCCCCCCUUCCAGCUCAGGGCCCGCCCCAGAACUCCAGUCACAUGCAGCCUCUGUUGGACCAGCCCAUGGUCCAAGCUGCCUCCACAAUGCCGACCGCCAUGCACAGCAGCUUACAGAACAGCCUUCAGGCCCAAAUGCAGACCAGCCUACAGAACGCGAUGCAGGCAAACACACAAACUGCUUUGCAGUCCAGUUUGCAAGCGACCAUAGAAACGAGCCUGCCGACUCCAAUGCAGACCAACCUACAGACACAGAUACAGAGCAGCUUACAGAAUCAACUGCAGGCUUCGAUAUCGUCAUCCUCCAACAUGGAUAAAAUGUAGGACCUACUGGAAAGCCCACAGAAGCAAUGGUUAUCGCUUGGACCAUGUGGGCGCUAUGGAGAGUGACUGACUGAUAUGUAGCCGUGUAACGUCCUCACGUCAACAAACCCAACACUGGUGUGUGUGAUGUUUUGUGUCAAUGCCACAAAACGUAGAAACUUUCAAGUAUGUAAGAUUGAAAUGCCCCUUUUACCUAAACCCCAAAUUCUGAGGUCACGUAGCUCAGUUUGUAUGGAAUAUUUAUAAUUAAGUAUGGCAUUCAUACAUCCAUUGUCCUUGAAUUGAAGAAUUCGCCUUUGUUAUUACCCCUCUUGCAGGAUCAGAGAGGCCUGUAAUAACUGCUUUAUCCAUCCCUCUCCGACAUGCAGUGUUUUGUUGAGUGUUUUUAUUAAUGUGAACCUAAGAUGAUGAUGAGGAAGAUGAUGAUGAUAAACAGCCUGCCAGGUUUGGUGGAAAAACUGGAAAGGGAUAAAGAAUGUCAGCGACAAGGAACCCGGGGAAUAGUAAUGUGAUGAGGUGAGUCUGUAAGAGCAGGCAGAGCAGAUAAAACCUCCAGAAGUGAAUAUCAGAUUGCCCGUCAGUGUCCGAUGGAGGCGGAAUCUUAUUUUGUGAGCGGGCGAACUCGUCGCUCUGAGGAGCAGCCUGCGAGGUGCGUUUAGGUGUGUUCAUCGUGUGGAAAUGGGGGACGUUACAUGGCGAAAAAGCAGGGCUUGAAUAAUGUCACAACUCAGUUUAAACUUUUGACAUGGAUAUGCAUACGUCAGCGAUUUGACUAAAAUCUACUCUGAGAGUAAAGACUAUUAAAUUAUACAUUUGUAGAAUGUUUUGCCUCAAUCAUGUUUCGGUAGGAACCCGUGCCGACUCGUAUCAGGAGUGGUCAAAUAUUGGUCAACUCCCAAAACAAAUCGCACACCAAAAUGGUGAGCAAUACAUUCUGGUGUGCAGAAAGCGGAGGAACUAUUUAACACUCACCCUUGUGAAUAAUGUGACUUGCCUUUUGAUUUGGCUCCUCCCAGUGUUGUCAUAGGUUACGGCCUCAUGACUGGGUUUGUAGAAGCUUUGUUGGUGACAUUUUAACAAGCGUUCAACUAUAUAAUGUGUGUAUCUUUUAUUGUUUUGAAGAAGUUGGUAUCACUUACCACUUUAAUGUGGAUAGAAAGAAACUUUCCACCAGUGAAAAUGGAGUAUUGUGUGGUUUUAUAAACAUUUUAUCUCAAGCACUUUAUAACCUCUAGCUAAUCCUUAGGCCUAUCCACAGCUCCCUUCUGACCUGGCUGAAUUUGUACUUUGUAACGUCCAGUUAAAAACCGAAAUAGCAUACAGCAGUUGUCUUUGUAAAGGAAAAUGCAUCUUUACCGAGCAUUAAAAAAAGAGUAAUUUCUGAAUCUGUGUGAGGUUUCGGACGGCUUGGUAGAGAAUGUCUCCUUGCUGUGGAGUUCCUCAUGUUGCAUCUCAGUGGUCCGUCUCCUCAAGCAGACAUUCACACACACACAUUGUCGUUUUUCAGUGUUGGAGUGGCAAGUCGGCCUUUGUGUUCGUCACACUGACUAAACACCCAAAUAUGUAACGAUGCAUUUAGUCUGCAAUGAAAUGAAGGAUUUUAUUAUUAUUUAUUUCUGCACUAUUUACGGUUACUGUUUUACCUGGUGUUGUGGUAGAUAUUUUAGUUUGUGUCUUGGUACCGUGUGAAGUUGGCUUCCAGUAACCGUCCCUUGUGGGCCGACUGGUCGAGGAAGCCUCUGUUACAUGGAGGCUGCCAUGUUGGUUCUGUCUAUGGUGCUAGGUGCAGGAAGCCACAUUUCUUUCUUCGGCCGGUGAAGCCGUGACCGGCCCGUCUGUCGCAGGUUGGAUGCGCCUGUUGCCUUCGUUGGUUGGGUUCAGGCACAAGGAGUGAGAUUGGUUCGGAUAACAACGUCAGGGUAGGGGGGGUCAUGCCUUUGCCAUCCUAAAAUAAAAAAAUGUUAAAGAUGCGCAGGAAUAGUGGGCUCUUCUGAUGUAUUUCUAGUGCAUAACAGUUUGUACGUAUAUCCAUAUUCCUGACAUAAACUGUUAGUUUUGAGGGUCAGACUGGAGAGCACCCGGCGUACCAAAGCUCCCGUUGUAAAGCGCGUCAUCUUGUCUCAUACGUGUCGUCGCAAACGCCCUCAUAAUGUUUACUUGUUUGUACUCAUUUAAGUUAUGCAGCUCUUUACGUGGAUAGUGAUUCAGCAUGUUGGUUUAAGUACAAGUUUUAUAAAAGUAUAUGUAACGGUACUUUGUUUUAUGGAUCAGUUGACCUCUCGAAAACAUUUCGACCAAUUUGAUACAUUACUCUAUUUUAUUAUGAACGCAACACUGCUGUACGUUGCAUAUCUACAACAGUAGCCAAUUUGGCGUUAUCAAAAAGCCAAUUUCUGAGAAUUCAACUGUUAGAAUAGCAUUGCUCAUGUGCAUUUGUUUGCAUUUUCAUACUCAUACUAUUUUGUCCUGCAGCUAUUAGUGAUCCAUUUUAAAGUAACUUAUCUUUUUUAGAAUUUUGUAUCCAUGUAUCAAAAUAGAGUAUUUUUGUAAAACUAAACGUUUUAGUUUAUGCUCAUGGCAAAAGAAUAUCAUUGCUGGUCUGUUUUCCUGAAAUGAAGCGCAGGUUCAUUGUGGUUAUUGUUGUUAUAAGUGUGCGACUGAAAUUAGAAUCAAGCAAAUGUGUUGGAACUGAACUCGAAACUGUUUUAACAUCGACUUGACCCAACUACCAUAAUACACGGGCGAGGUGUUUCUUUUGUGUGUGUGCAUGUGUGUUUUUCCUUUUUCUUUUUAAAAUGUCAUGCAUCUCAAACGGCACUUUGACUCAUCCAUUAACUGUAGAUCAGGUUCGAGCGCAGUCGUGAUGUUUCCAAGCAUUCCACUCCUCUCGAGGAGUUUAAGAGCACAUGAUGUUGUGUCACAGCAAUGCCUCUUAAAGCCAUAGCAACACAGAACGCCAACCUGUGACUUCAGUUUCAUGAAUGUAAAUGUUACCUCGUGGUGUGGACGUAGAGCUUGCUUUACAUCGAGCAUCGGACCAAUUACAGUUUAUAGAACAUAUAUGUGGAGGGGGAGGGUGGAUUGGCACCAGCUGUCAUCUGUGUCACUGUACAUUCGUCAGAUUGUUUUGUCUUGGCUCGUGGUGUCAUGUCAUGUUUUUCACAUCCAGUUGUUUCAUGUUGAGCAAUCCAGGAUGCUCAGUCUGACUCUUCAAAUAGCCACUUCCACCUGAAAAAACCAUGUGAAACAUUCAUUUAAUGGUGGUGAAGAUAGCACACGCAUCUUUACAAAAAUAUCAGUUUUGUCCUCGAGUCAUGUAAAUGAAUAACCUUGUAUAUUUAAAUGUGAAAUAUACUGCAGGGGUAUCUUGAACUUCAAUUGUGAUGCUUUCAACAGAACUGUGUGUGCCUUGAUAACUUAACUGUUACUCUGUCGUGUUUACUGGCGUCUCCUUCGUGUCAUUUCCCUUCGGCUCCCCGUCCUUUGUCUUCACGAGGACUGUUGAACAUCGGAACAAUUUCCGUUGAUCAGUGAAUUAUUAUUUCUAAACGUAAGCGUAACCCAUACAGAUAUAUUUUCAUUUCUCAUUUUCUCCUUGGAAAUCCGUUCCAGGAUAUCGGUAAGUACUCACGACUUAAUAUUGUGCAGCGUCACGAGUGAACUGUCAACUUGUCUGUUACUUUUUGUUGAAAAUGUUUUUCAUGCCUCCUGAGAUUUGUGCAUGAGGUAAAAGGGACGAGACCGCGGAGAUUGUUUUUAUGGGAGAGCUUUUGUGUGUUGAUGUGCUUGUCAACAUUACUAUUGUUGCUGUGAAAUGCUUGAAAAGGAGCAAUCAUGAUAAAUGAACUGUUAAUUGCCAAUAGUGUGAGCUGUAUCUUGUGUGUAAUCAGUUUGCUCACUUUUCCUAGUUUGCUUUUUCACAUCCUCCAACGGUUCUGUUGUAUCCGUUCUGUGUAGCUUGAGCUUUAGUAUCUGGCCUUAAGACCCUGCAGUCGGGAUACAGGUCAACCCCAGUGUGUUAUCAUACAUCUGAACUAUUAUUAUGUACUUUGCCUUGGUCUGGACAUUUGUAUACUCUUCUGUUUAUAUGUAAUCCUGCUGCUACAUUAAAUGAAUUAAUAAAAAUGUAAACAUCUUGA
Molecule: messenger RNA, 8996 nt
Organism: Pseudoliparis swirei
Lineage: Eukaryota; Metazoa; Chordata; Actinopteri; Perciformes; Liparidae
Gene: nfat5a
Product: nuclear factor of activated T cells 5a
Exons: 11
Coding region: 736-4857 (1373 amino acids)
Biological process (GO): cytokine production; regulation of transcription by RNA polymerase II; calcineurin-NFAT signaling cascade
Cellular component (GO): transcription regulator complex
Molecular function (GO): RNA polymerase II cis-regulatory region sequence-specific DNA binding; transcription factor binding; DNA-binding transcription factor activity, RNA polymerase II-specific
Source: RefSeq, a predicted model, not a curated record